This is a messenger RNA of Labrus mixtus (cuckoo wrasse), 7157 nucleotides long. It is a transcript of the gene taf1, whose product is annotated as TAF1 RNA polymerase II, TATA box binding protein (TBP)-associated factor. The record is from RefSeq and is a predicted model, not a curated record. Gene Ontology annotation, cellular component: transcription factor TFIID complex. NCBI's taxonomy places the organism in Eukaryota, Metazoa, Chordata, Actinopteri, Labriformes, Labridae. Gene Ontology annotation, molecular function: RNA polymerase II general transcription initiation factor binding; DNA binding; TBP-class protein binding. Gene Ontology annotation, biological process: RNA polymerase II preinitiation complex assembly; DNA-templated transcription initiation; transcription by RNA polymerase II. The transcript is spliced from 41 exons. The coding region runs from base 322 to 6303 and encodes 1993 amino acids.
GUGCUGCUGGCUGCAGUUCGCAGCGGAGCCGCACACAAAUAUUAAUAAAAAGAGAAGUUUAAACCAAACCUCUGCGCUGAAUAAAACGCAUUCUGUGAUGUUUUAUUUUGAGCUCAUCGAGCUGUUGCAGUCAAAGAACAGUUAUUUAAGCAAUUUAAAGUAGCGUAUAACAAGUUAGUUUGUCUUGCAGAGGUAAGCUAACUUAGCUACUUUGCAAGGCUGAUUGUGAUUGAAUUGUAUUUAAUUAUUAUCAUUUAGAGGAAACGGAAAGCUGGCUUCAACUAAAGCUGACCUGAUCGGAAGUUAGGUGACUACAAAAGGAUGUCGGACUCAGACAGUGACGAGGACCAGGAUCGUCCUUUCUCCAUAACCGGCUUCCUCUUCGGAAACAUCAACGAAGAUGGACAACUAGAGGAUGACAGUGUCCUGGACAAUGAGUCCAAAAAGCAUCUGGCUGGUUUGGGUUCUCUCGGUCUGGGUUCACUCAUUACAGAGAUCACUGCCAAUGAUGAAGAGGAACAAGAAGACAGCAAAGAGUCUGGGAAUGUGGAUGCAGAUGGUUGGGUGAAAAGCACGGAAGAUGCAGUUGAUUAUUCUGAUAUCAGUGAGGUUGCUGAAGAUGAGACUAAGAAGUAUCGUCAGGCCAUGGGCACUUUGCAGCCAAGCAGGAAAGCAGAUGAUGAUGAUGACUAUGAUGCUGACUGCGAGGACAUCGAUUCUAAACUCAUGCCACCUCCACCGCCACCAAGUCUUCCUACAGCAGCUAAGAAAGAGGAACCCUCAGCUCCGAGUACAAAUGUUGGGGAAGAGGGUGAUGGCAUUAUCCUGCCCUCCAUCAUCGCGCCAUCCUCUACGGCUGAUAAGGUUGACUUCAGCAGCUCCUCAGACUCAGAGUCAGAAACUGACCGUCCCUGUCAAGGCAUGGGACCCGGCCCCCCAGAUAGACUCACCCUCCCUCUUGCUGGCAUCAUGCAGAAAGAUGCAGCCAAAGCACUGCCAGGUGUCACAGAGCUCUUUCCAGAGUUCAGGCCCGGAAGGGUGCUCAGGUUCUUGCGACUGUUUGGUCCUGGAAAAAACAUGCCCUCAGUUUGGAGGAGUGCCCGCAGGAAGAAGAAGAGGAAGCACAGAGACCCUCAGCCUGGGACCCCUCCUCCAGAAGGAGAGCCUACGGAGCAGAGCCAGGAGAAGAAGUCAGGAUGGAUUUAUGAGUAUUCACUUCCUCCACCUCCAGAGCAGUGUCUCUCUGAUGAUGAGAUUACCAUGAUGGCUCCGGUUGAAUCUAAAUUCUCUCAGACUUGCGGUGAUGGAGACAAAGAGGCAGAGUCUCGACCGAGAGUUGCAGAAUGGCGAUACGGUCCAGCCCAACUUUGGUAUGACAUGCUGGGCGUCUCUGAGGACGGAAGCAACUUCAACUACGGGUUCAAGCUGAAAGAGGAGUCCUGUGACUCUCCGAGGCAGGACGAGCCUAAAGAAAUCACAGAGACCCCACAUGAGUUUCUGAGGCGAGAAGACGAUGGUAAUGAUGACAAUGACAGUGAAAAUGGAGAAAAGGAUGGACAAACCCUUGAGAACGAGCUCUUCCUGAUGGUCACUCAGCUGCAAUGGGAGGACGAUAUUAUUUGGAAUGGAGAGGAAGUGAAACACAAGGGCACCAAGACUCAGAGAGCUAGCCUGGCUGGAUGGCUCCCCUCUAGCAUGACCCGAAAUGCCAACGCUUACAAUGCACAGCAAGAAGACCAAUCUUUUACAGGUCUGACAAGAAGUAAUUCCCAGCUUGUGCCACCCACACCUCCACCUAUGCCCAAAGCUUCUUCAAUCUCCGGCCCAAAGAGAGACAAAAACAACCAUGAUCAUCAAGCCUCUCAUGAAGAAGACUCUCCCUGGUUCUCCAUUUUCCCCAUUGACAAUGAGGAGUUGGUUUAUGGACGCUGGGAAGAUAACAUCAUCUGGGAUGACCAGGAGAUGGACCGCAUGCUCAUGCCACCUGUUCUUACUCUGGAUCCCAAUGAUGAAAAUAUCAUCCUAGAAAUACCUAAUGAAAAAGAGGAGAUGACUUCUCAUUCCCCGUCAAAGGAGAAUAAGAAGGAAACGGCAAUCAAAAAGAGCCGCAUCCUGCUGGGGAAGACCGGUGUGAUAAAAGACGAGCCACAGCAGAACAUGUCUCAGCCUGAGGUCAAGGACCCCUGGAACCUCUCCAAUGAUGAGUUCUACUAUCCUAAACAGCAGGGCCUGAGGGGCACUUUUGGUGGAAACAUCAUCCAGCACUCCAUCCCAGCACUGGAGCUUAGGCAGCCCUUCUUCCCCACUCACAUGGGGCCCAUGAAACUACGACAGUUUCACCGUCCGACUCUGAAGAAGUACUCGUUUGGAUCUUUGGCUCAGCCCGGUCCACAUGCUGUCCAGCCGCUGCUCAAACACAUCAAGAAAAAGGCCAAGAUGCGAGAGCAGGAGCGGCAGGCGGCGGGAGGAGGAGACAUGUUCUUCAUGCGAACGCCACAGGACCUGACGGGGAAAGAUGGAGACUUGAUCCUUGCAGAGUACAGUGAAGAAUACCCGCCGCUCAUUAUGCAAGUCGGCAUGGCCACCAAGAUCAAAAACUACUACAAAAGAAAACCUGGUAAAGAUCCUGGAGCACCUGACUGUAAAUACGGAGAGACUGUGUACUGCCACACGUCCCCUUUCCUGGGUUCUCUGCAUCCAGGGCAGCUUCUCCAGGCAUUUGAAAACAACCUUUUCCGUGCUCCGAUCUACCAGCACAAGAUGCCAGAGACUGAUUUCUUAGUUCUACGAACGCGUCAUGGCUUGUACAUCAGAGAGAUUGUGGACAUUAUUGUAGUGGGGCAGGCGUGUCCUUUGUUUGAGGUUCCCGGGCCAAACUCCAAACGAGCAAAUACUCACAUCAGAGAUUUCCUCCAGGUCUUCAUUUACCGCCUGUUCUGGAAGAGCAAAGACAGACCCCGCAGAAUCCGCAUGGAGGAUAUAAAGAAAGCUUUCCCGUCACACUCGGAGAGUAGCAUCAGGAAACGAUUGAAACUCUGCGCUGACUUCAAACGUACAGGGAUGGACUCUAACUGGUGGGUGCUGAAGCCUGACUUCAGAUUGCCCACAGAGGAGGAGAUCAGGGCCAUGGUGUCUCCAGAGCAGUGCUGCUCUUAUUACAGCAUGCAGGUGGCAGAGCAGAGACUCAAGGAUGCUGGAUAUGGUGAGAAAUCCUUCUUUGCUCCAGACGAGGAGAAUGAAGAGGACUUUCAAAUGAAGAUUGAUGAUGAGGUGCGGACAGCUCCCUGGAACACAACAAGAGCCUUCAUUUCUGCCAUGAAAGGGAAAUGCCUGUUGGAGGUGACUGGUGUAGCAGAUCCUACAGGCUGCGGGGAAGGUUUCUCUUACGUGAAAGUGCCCAACAAGCCCACUCAACAAAAGGAUGAUAAAGAGCCACAGCCUGCCAAGAAGACAGUUACGGGGACAGACGCUGAUCUGAGGAGGCUGUCGCUGAAGAAUGCCAAACAGCUGCUGCGCAAGUUUGGUGUACCGGAAGAAGAGAUCAAAAAGCUGUCCCGUUGGGAGGUGAUUGACGUGGUGAGAACCAUGUCCACAGAGCAGGCGCGCUCAGGUGAAGGUCCAAUGAGCAAGUUUGCCCGAGGCUCCCGCUUCUCGGUUGCUGAACAUCAGGAGCGCUACAAGGAAGAGUGCCAGAGGAUCUUUGACCUGCAGAACAAAGUGCUGGAGUCCACCGAGGUGCUCUCCACAGACACAGACAGCAGCUCCGCAGAGGACAGUGACUUUGAGGAGAUGGGGAAGAACAUAGAGAACAUGCUGCAGAACAAGAAGACGAGCUCCCAGCUUUCCAGAGAGAGGGAGGAGCAGGAGAGGAAGGAGCUGCAGAGGAUGCUGAUGGGGGAAGAGAGCGAUCGUGACCACAAGGGACGCAAGGAGCGGCGCAAAGGCUUGUCCAGCUCCUUAUCCACCAGUUCCCACAAGGACGACGACACGUCCUCCGUCACCAGCUUAAACUCCUCGGCCACCGGACGCAGACUCAAAAUCUAUCGUACCUUUAGAGACGAGGAUGGCAAGGAAUAUGUGCGCUGUGAGACGGUUCGCAAAGCCUCAGUCAUCGACGCUUACCUCAGGAUCAGACAAACCAAGGAUGAUGAAUUCAUACGAAAGUUUGCCCUCUUCGAUGAGCAGCACAGAGAAGAAAUGAGGAAGGAGCGACGGCGUAUUCAGGAGCAGCUGAGGAGGCUGAAGAGGAACCAGGAGAAGGACAAGAUCAAAGGACCUCCAGAGAAGAAGGCCAAGAAGGUCAAGGAGAGACCAGACCUCAAGGUAAAACUAAAGUGCGGCGCGUGUGGAGCCAUUGGACACAUGAGGACCAACAAGUUUUGCCCGCUGUACUAUCAGACCAACGCACCGCCUUCUAACCCUGUUGCCAUGACAGAGGAGCAGGAGGAGGAGCUGGAGAAGACUGUCAUCCACAACGACAACGAGGAGCUCAUCAAGGUGGAGGGCACCAAGAUCGUACUGGGAAAACAGCUGAUUGAGAGUGCUGAUGAGGUGCGCAGAAAGUCUCUAGUACUUAAGUUUCCCAAGCAACAGCUUCCACCAAAGAAGAAGAGACGCGUAGGCAGCGCAGUGCACUGUGACUAUCUCAAUAAACCACACAAGGCGAUCCACCGGCGACGCACUGACCCCAUGGUGACCUUGUCUUCUGUGCUAGAGAGCAUCAUCAACGACAUGCGGGACCACCCCAAUACCUAUCCAUUCCACACGCCUGUUAAUGCAAAGGUGGUUAAGGAUUACUACAAGAUCAUCACACGGCCCAUGGACCUGCAGACGCUGAGGGAGAACGUACGGAAGCGGAUGUACCCAUCCAGGGAGGAGUUCAGAGAGGCCGUGGAAGUUAUCGUCAAAAACAGCGCCACCUACAAUGGGGCAAAACAUCCAAUAACACAGGUUGCACAGUCCAUGCUGGACCUGUGUGAUGCUAAACUCAAAGAGAAAGAGGACAGGCUGGUGAGGCUGGAGAAAGCCAUCAACCCGUUACUGGAUGACGACGAUCAGGUGGCCUUCUCCUUCAUCCUGGACAACAUCGUGACCCAGAAAAUGAUGGUGGUUCCUGAUUCGUGGCCAUUCCAUCAUCCCGUCAACAAAAAGUUUGUGCCUGAUUAUUAUAAAGUGAUAGUAAACCCCAUGGAUCUGGAGAGUAUCCGCAAGAAUAUCUCCAAACACAAAUAUCAAAACAGAGAGGUGUUCCUUUCAGAUGUUGGUCUUAUCCAUACCAACAGUAUCAAGUACAAUGGUAAAGGUCCUGACAGUCCUUACACAAAGACCGCCCUGGAUAUCGUCAAUGUGUGCAAACAAACCCUGGCAGAGUAUGAUGAGCACUUGACCCAGUUGGAGAAGGACAUCUCCACUGCUAAAGAGGCCGCUCUGGACGCAGCAGAUCUGGAGUGUCUCGACCCAAUGACUCCCGGGCCGUACACACCUCAGCCUGCUGAUCUUUUUGACAGCGGGGCUUCGGGGAGUCUGCCCAGAGAGACCAGCAGCCUUUUCUCUGAGGGACCGCUAGUGGUUGCUCCCGAGAAGAGAGGGGGGCAGGGUCGCCACAGCAGAAGACCCGGGGAGGAAGAGUCGGACGUGGACAUUGAAGGCUUUGAAGAGGAUGAUGAUGGCAAACCUAAGACUCCUGCUCCGGCUGAGGACGCAGAUGGAGAUCUAGAGGAUGACGACGACGAUGAGGAAAUGUUACUGCCACCUCGCAGACGGCUGCACGACCGUGAUGAAGAGGAGGAGGAGGAAGAAGACGAGGAUGGAAGAUCUAACCGCCCGGCCCAGGCCAGCGUGCUGUACCAGGACCUGCUCAUGUCUGACGGAGAGGAUGACGCUAGCGAAGAGGAGGGCGACAACCCUUUCUCCUCCAUUCAGCUGUCAGAGAGUGGGAGUGACUCGGACAGAGAGGUGGAUGUUCGACCUGCGCCUCCACGGAGAACCCAAGAGACGGCUCGUAUGGGCAUGGAGCAGGACGAGAGCAUGAUGUCAUACGAAGGGGACGGGCCUGAUGAGCCUCACAUGGAAGACAGCAAUGUCAGUUACGGCAGCUAUGAGGAGACUGAGAGCCGCAGUCAGCUGCAGCCCUCCAGCAUGGGAAACGGAGACUACGGCAUCAGCGAGGAGGAGGAAGAUGAAGAAGAUGAAGCGCGGAGGAGAGGCCCGGCUGUGCUCUCCCAGGUUCAGCUCAGUGAAGACGAAGAGAGCGAGGAGUUCAGAUCCAUCGGGGGAGACAGCGACAUGGACUCAGACAACUAGUUAGGUUUAUUGUUUUUUUUAUUAAGAAGACAGUGUUUAUAAGUGUCGUUUUAAAAUGAAGACAAGGAGCUUUGCGAGGAGGUCGUUUUGUAAUAUUUUGUAAAUGAUGUCUAAUGUUAAUAGCUUCCUCCUGUACUGUUGUACCUGCAGUAUGGCACAUUGUAAAUUUCAGUUUGCCUUUUUUAUGUCGAGUGAUUAUUGUGUACUACGAUGUGUUUUAACAUGGAAGUGUUAAGAUGUCUUUUACUCUUUGAAUCAUUCGUACCCUGCGCUCACAAAAGACCAGCUGUUUAUUCUAACCAACUGAAUAAUUACAAACAAGAGUAAACAGACUUAAGGUGUAAUGAGUUUUCUUUUUGUAUUUUUAAAACAUUUUUCUAGCAAUAAUAAAUCGUUUUCCUCUUUUGCGGUUGAAAUACAAUUAGACAUUUAAAUCAGGAACACUGUGUAUAAAUUAUAAUGUCCUGAAUGAGACAUUAUUCUCCAGUUGCUAAAAGCGUUUAUUAAAGUGGUCUAACUUUACACACUCUCUACUCAGCUGUCCUUUGAGAGGAUCAAAGGGAUUCUGGUCCAUGUUCAGUUUGGAUGUAUCAAGUGAAAAGUUAACAUUCAUUUCCUCAUCAGCUGGGAUUCUGUGUAGGAAAGAAUCAGACAAUAGUAAUCAUCCACUUCCUUUUCUGUAAGAACGCUUUCAAAGAACUUCCUCUUCAAAUUCUUCAAAUGCUUCCCCUUGUUGAAAUGACAACACACCCAUCUUUAGAGACAGCAUUAACACUUUACCAAAGCAAAAUGUGACGGAUGCUUUGUGUGCAGGUGAGGUCACUAAAACUGACAGCUUGAAGGCUACAAAGUAA